AUGCAUGUGACUGUGGAGGCCGAUGACAGCGGCAGUGGAAAUGACAGAGAAGGCAGUCCUGUGGCUGCAAAUGAAGGAGACAACUGCGAUGCCAUAGGAGGUGAUGAUGUGAAGAUAGAGGAAGAGGGUGAUGCUGAGAGUGCCACUGGCUAUUACUCAAGGCAAGAUGAAGCAUGGAGUGAUAGGAAUGUGCCAGGAGACAACACUGCUCAAGGCAAUGAAGAAGAGUCUGGCAAUGCUGCGGCCAAUACAGAAGGCCUAGAUGAAGCCAGUGAAGGGGAAGACCAGGAUGUGUGGGUGGAGCAAGACAAGGACACUGGAAAGGAAGAAGAAGGAUAUGGAAAUGAAGAAGGAAAAACCAGCGGUACGAAUCUGAAGGCAGGCAACAAUGAUGAUGUAAAUGAUGGUGAGGACAUUGUAGAUGGGAAGGAGGAAUACGUGGAUGUGAAGGUGCAGGAAAGCAGGGAUGCCAGUGAACAGAGAAGCAGUGAUUGGACUGGGCAGGAAGAUAGCAAUGACCGUGGGAAUGAAGUCGACCACGGAGGUUUUGCUGCAGCUGAGGAAGAAAAGAAGGCAAUGAUAAAAGUAGAUGACAAUGAUAGAAACGAGGAUGAAGAACAGGGCGGUGUACGUGUGGAGGCAAACAAGAAUGAGGAUAGAAAAGAAGACAAACAAGGUAACGUGGCUGCCAGAGAGAAAGGAGGCAGUGACGGGGGCAAAGAAGAAAAUGGCAAGGGUGAAACAGAAGAAAGAGAAGACACCCGAGAUGCUGGGGAUAAGCGAGGCAUCCUUUUAGUGGAUCACAUACAGUGGCCUGUGGAGGAACUGGAGAGAGGUUGCUCACUGACAGCUGAGCUGAUGGAGAGCUUCACGCGCGUCUUUGUGGACAGAGUGAGCAAUAGUUUCUACCCAGUGCCUCAAGAAGCCAUCGGGGUGGGCAGUGCCUUUGAGGGCUGGAGUCCCCGUGACUGGGACGGGGUGUACCGCGUGCUGGUCCCCCUGAAUCCCCCGCCAGGGUACGCCUUCCACCUAGAGCCGAACAGUGCAGGGCAGACGGCCGCAAGGACCUUCAGUGUCCGUGUGGAGCUGGUGUGCACGUGCAAGAGGGAGCAGCUGGGCCAGAAGCCGCUGUGCUUCCUGCACCACCCGAAGAAGAAGCUGGGGCGGAAGCGGAAGCGCAGCCUUCUAGAGACACUCUGCACCGGCUCCUACCUGGACGUGGAGAAAACCUCCCACUGGUUCUACCAGCUGCUGAGAUGCUCGUGGCGGCAUGUGCCUGAGUCAGACUCAUGGCACUUGGCGUUUCAGCCCUGCAGCCGUUCCUGCCGAUUCCAGCUGAGCAAAGGCAGGAAGAGGCUGGCGGUGGAGAUGCUCUUUGGGGUGCGCCAAGGGGACUCUGAUAUCUUUGUGGCCAGCCAGCCCACAGAGGCCCAGAAAGGCGGCUCCAGCAUCUUUGUGAGCAGCCAGACCGCCGAGGCCAACUUCAUGGCAAGCACAGCGUGGCCGGAGACGUACGCUGUGGCGGAGGCGAAAUUCCUCCGGCACAUCGCCGGGCAGGUGCCCUGUGAGAGCUUGCACCUGAAAUGCCUGCAGGUCUUCACCGGCAUCCUGAGGGGCACAGGUUUCUCCAGCUCCGUCUGGAAGACGGUGGUCAUGCACGUGCUGACCACCGUACCGCUGUCCCGGUGGCGCAGGAGGGAAUUUGCGCGGCGGCUGUGGGACGUCAUGGCGUACCUGCGCCGCUGCCUGCAGUCGAAACGCCUGGAGCACUUUGUGCUAGGCAACGAGAGGCUUCCUGCAGAGAUCAGCUUGCCACUGGCAGUGCGAAGGGUUGAGCCGCUCAACCUCUUUGAGCACCUGGCCCGAGAGCCGGCUGCCCACAGAGAGGCGAUGCGAGCUUAUGGUCAGCUGCGGUUUCGCCUCUGGGUGCUGCUCUCCAGCCUCUGA
This is a messenger RNA of Hirundo rustica (Barn swallow), 1947 nucleotides long. RefSeq names its product inositol 1,4,5-trisphosphate receptor-interacting protein-like 1. The record is from RefSeq and is a predicted model, not a curated record. Gene Ontology annotation, cellular component: membrane. NCBI's taxonomy places the organism in Eukaryota, Metazoa, Chordata, Aves, Passeriformes, Hirundinidae.